AUGGUGGAAGCAAAGCCUCCUCCUCCCGCCAUACUCGCCGCCGCCUCCGCCUCCCGGCUCGGAGCAGCCGCCACCGCCGCCGCCGCAGCGGCCCCGCGGAUCCUCUUCUCGUUCCCGGCGGCCGGCCCUCGGGUCACCUCCGAGUACGACAGCAACGGCUCCGUCUUCCUCCAAAAGGUCUUGUGCAAGCUCCUCGACGGCCUUGCCAAGGUCAAGCUCUCCUUCCGCAACGACCGGAAGGGCGAGGUCGCGGAGCCCCGGCUGGCCUUCGUCUCCAAGCACCUCUCCCUCCACUACGACGUGGAAAAAGCGAAAGAACCUGGAAUCGUGUUGAGCGUUGUUGAAGAAGAGCCAGACCUUCAAUGA
This is a messenger RNA of Eucalyptus grandis, 366 nucleotides long. Its product is annotated as outer envelope pore protein 37, chloroplastic-like. Gene Ontology annotation, molecular function: monoatomic ion channel activity. The record is from RefSeq and is a predicted model, not a curated record. The coding region runs from base 1 to 366 and encodes 121 amino acids. Gene Ontology annotation, cellular component: chloroplast outer membrane. The transcript is spliced from 2 exons. Gene Ontology annotation, biological process: monoatomic cation transport. NCBI's taxonomy places the organism in Eukaryota, Viridiplantae, Streptophyta, Magnoliopsida, Myrtales, Myrtaceae.